AUGUCUCUGAACGAAGUCUGGGAGGCAUCCUCCGCAACUCCCUUCUCCCCUCUUGUCUCUAAAGACAACCAGUUCGCCGUCGGCUUCAAUCUGCUCGUGCUUGCAAUCCUCUUGACUGGAUUCUUCGGUCUGAACCGGUCUUUCCUGACCUUCACGACGUUGGGCGUGCCGGCGUCCGCUUUAAUCGGAUUUGGAGCUGUGUUCAUGAUCUGCGCCGUCGGAGUCUAUGUUUAA
Penicillium cinerascens is the source of this 234-nucleotide messenger RNA. Its product is annotated as OST5 family protein. The record is from RefSeq and is a predicted model, not a curated record. Gene Ontology annotation, biological process: protein N-linked glycosylation. NCBI's taxonomy places the organism in Eukaryota, Fungi, Ascomycota, Eurotiomycetes, Eurotiales, Aspergillaceae. The coding region runs from base 1 to 234 and encodes 77 amino acids. The transcript is spliced from 4 exons.